Poecilia latipinna (sailfin molly) is the source of this 4342-nucleotide messenger RNA. RefSeq names its product SLIT and NTRK-like protein 3. Gene Ontology annotation, cellular component: postsynaptic density membrane; GABA-ergic synapse. The transcript has 6 exons. Bases 2558 to 4333 code for a protein of 591 amino acids. Gene Ontology annotation, molecular function: protein binding. The record is from RefSeq and is a predicted model, not a curated record. Gene Ontology annotation, biological process: axonogenesis; positive regulation of synapse assembly. Lineage: Eukaryota; Metazoa; Chordata; Actinopteri; Cyprinodontiformes; Poeciliidae.
GCUCUUUAUUUGUGUAUGCAUCGUAGUGAAUGAACUGCUCACGCUUUAUUCUAACUAACUGCUGUCUAAAUUGGACUGGCUGUGAGUUAUAGCCCCUCAUGCAUUUGAUGUGUGAUGCUGCUCGCCUGAUAUAGUGCAGGGUCUGUGCUUUGCUGGGAGCAGGGGCCCUAUGUAAAAAAAAAAAAAAAAAAGAAAAGAAAAGAAAAGAAAGAAAAACAGUGAGUGUGUUUUCUGACCGCCAGAGAGGACACAGAGGCAGACAGUGGAAAUAUGUGACAUGAAUAAUAUGGGGAAGGAGAAGCAGUGACCGUCAUCUCUGGCUGGCUUGCGUCAGUGUGUGUGUGUGUGUGUGUGUGUGUGUGUGUGUGUGUGUGUGUGUGUGCACAGAGGGUGCGGGGGGAAGAGGAUAGAAAAAACUCAAGAGAGACAAGGAGGAAAGCCACACCUGUGCCAGGCCUGUCUUAUAAAUAAAGCAGCAAGAGACAUAUGCACAAUCACAUUCAGCCAGAGUCCUUUCCUGCUCCCAUAAUGAUGCAGAGCUAUGCUGACUGCUGACUACUUCACUUGGCUGAUCUGAGAAGGAGGCUUGAGUGUUGACUGUGUUGCUUCCCAUCAAGGCAGAGUCUAACAGGAGGGAUCCCACUGGUCUAUCUGGGCUGAGUAUUGAUCUUCUUCAAAUAGGGGGAGGGGCUUUUUGUUUGUUGUUGUUUUUUGCUCAGAGAUAAACAGUGCACCCCCUUCUAAUAAGGAAAAAAAAAAAGAUGACUGGGACUCUAUUGUGUCUUGUUCUAGUUUGUCAGUGAGCACUUUAGCCCAGAUUGGUGAGCCUCCUCCUUCUCGAGGCCGUCCGGCAGCGUCUUGCAGCGUUACGAAAGCUCACCCCCCCCCUCCUCCCACCCCCAGCCUACCAUCCAUCCACACGUGCGCCCGCCACCUGUUUCUGUUCCCUGGCAGGCUUUAAAAGCAUACUUUUUGGAUAUGGUUUGACCUUUCUCGCAUUGUUUCUCGGCGCACGCAUGUGAGAAACUUGGCUCGGGAGCCGCUUCUCUCCAAAGGCGGGCGUACAUUGUGUGCAGAGCAGGAGGAGGGCUUUGAUAUAAUCAAUAUCAGAUUUCAGCUGUUUCACUGCGAGGCUCUCAUCCUGAGUGGCAGACUUGACUGACUUCUUACUGCUUAUGCAAUCCCACUCCCUUCCUCCUCCUUUUGCACCCACUCUCUAACCCAUUACUCUCCCCCCUUAUCUGUCUGGUCUUCCUCUAAUUCUCCAUUCCUUCACCUUUUUCCUCCCAUCUUGCCUCCUCCUCCUCCUCUGGUUUUCACUCAUCCCUUCAUCUCUCUCCUCUCCCCCCCCCUCCUGUUAUAAUCACCUCUGUGAUUGCUCUUCCUCUCUCAGGCGGUGAUGUUUUCACUGCUGCCUUCUUUUCUAACCCGCCGAUGCCAGAUUAUUGCUGGAUGAUUACAGCUACCAUACCAUCAUGAUCAUUAUUGCAUUCCGAGUGCCAGUGUUCAACACUGUAUGAGCAGAUCGAGAUGCUUUAUCCAAUUUAGAUCUCAUUAAGGCUUGAGAGGAAAUAUUCCAGUGCAAGACUCUGCGUUCUCAGCUGUUUUCCGUCUUUGUUUUGUUGUUGCUUUCUGUCCAACUUCUGCGAAAUUGUUCGUUUUCCCUCCUCGCAGUGAUCCCAUGCAGACUGGGAGGGCCUGGGAGUGAUUUCAAGGUGUGGAUGUAGAUAGAAUAGGAAGAUAGAACAUUAAAUUUGAACAUUGAUUCAGUCCAUCCAUCCACAUGGUGAUCGAUUGCAUUUAAAAAAAAAAAAAAAAAAUUAUUUUUGUGUAAAACGCCUCAAGACGACAUUUGUCGUCAUUUGGCAAAAUGUAAAUGAACCAAAUUCAGCAGAAUUGAAUUGAUUCCUUCGGAAAUGAUCUCUGCUGCUCUGAGUCUGGCCAAAACAGUGCAGAAUUUGGACGUGAAAGACGUGUGGUAAUCCUGCUCUUAUUACAUCAGCAGCGCUAUCAGCAUCAGCUCGUGCUCCUGCCUGUCACCGUGACGCCUCUACAUCAACUCGCUUUUGAGAAAAGAAAAAAAAAAAAAAAAAAAAUUCCAAGAGUUUUGAUUUGCAGCGGUGCUUCAGCUCCACUGUCAUUAUCACAAUAAUGACUGUGACAGGCCUUGAUGGCUGUUGAUAACCCAACAUAUUUUUGCUGAUUGAUAAUCUCGGGUAGUUUGCGCCUCGCCCCCCCCACUCCCCCUCUGUGUUCCCUGAUUGCCAUUCAUCCCAUUAAAUGGAGCAGUUCAUUAGACAGAGGUAUUAUGAAUCUGAUUUGCAUUUACUCAUAUUCAUAUCGCAUACAUUAAAACAACACACGUGUGACAUUUCAGCUUUGCCGGCCAUUUGAGAAUACAGAUGAAUAUAUUCAUCCCAGCUGUUAUUUAUUUUUUCGUCCCCUACUUGUCCGAAAAGCCACUCUGAACGCGGUGAAAUGUGAUUCACAGUGAGAUAAAGGCCCGAUGCCGCGCCGUAGCCCCAGGCUGCUGAGCUGAAAGGGGAGAAGCAGCAGGAUGCAGUGGGUCACUCUGGUGGUGGCCCUGGGGUGCGCGCGCCUGUCCCAGGCGUCGCGCGGCCCCACCCCCACACCCACCUCCACACACACCCCUCUGGUGGACAACUCGGAGGAGGAAGUGGACGAGCCGUGCUUCGAGCCGUGCACGUGCGAGGUCAAAGAGGGCGUGCUGCACGUGCACUGCGACGGGCGGGGCUUCACCAACGCCAGCCAGGUGUCACAGUCAUGGAUCCGCCCUUUCAAACUCAACCUCCAGAGGAACUCUUUCAGACGUCUCUAUAGCAACGGGUUUCAGCACCUUGGCAACGCGGUGUCGAUGAACCUCGGCAACAAUGCACUCCAGGACAUCCGAGUGGGGGCCUUUAACGGGCUGGCCAAACUCAAGCGCCUGUACCUCCACGAGAACAAGCUGGAGGUCUUCAGAAACGACACGUUCGCCGGUUUAGAGGCCCUGGAAUACCUCCAGGCCGACUACAACGUGAUCAAACGGAUCGACAGCGGUGCUCUGAGGUUUCUCUACAAGCUUCGGGUUCUCAUACUGAAUGACAAUCUGAUCCCCGUCCUGCCCGCUCAUCUGUUCAGAUCUGUGUCUCUGACUCAUUUGGACCUACGGGGAAACCGUCUGAAGAGCUUAGCAAAAGACGGGACGCUGCAGUACAUCGGCCGCUCCCUGAUGGAGCUGCAGCUGGAGGAGAAUCCCUGGAACUGCAGCUGCGAGGCGGUGGAGCUCCUGCAGUGGCUGGGUCAGAUCCCCUACACGGCUGUUGUCGGGGAUGUUACCUGCGAAUACCCGUUUCAUCUUCACGGGAAGGACUUGAGGGAAAUCCCCCGCAAAGAGCUGUGUGCUGACCUGCCGGAUAAAGAGCACCAGGGAGAGAGAGGCGCUCCAUCAGCGGGAUCCCAGCCCCAGCCUCUGCCCCCAAACUCUAAACACAACUCCCAUCCCGGGAGAGCCAGGCCGACGAGGCCAUCGUCGAUGGUGCACGGCUCCCGGCAGAACACUCUCGCGUCCUCCACUUCGUCCCCCUACACUUCAGCGGAGCGUAAAGAGAGGGAGAAGCAGCUGAAGCCAACUAAAAGGCCUCGAUCCUCCAACCGAACGCCGCCCACCGCUCGCAGCCUGAUGCCCAACCAGAACCCCCCCGUGGCGGGCUACCAGACGCGGCCGCCCAUACCCAUCAUCUGCCCCAUCCGUUGCACCUGCAAUCUGCACAUCGCCGACCUGGGCCAAACCCUCAACUGCAAAGAGAACGGUUUCCGCAACAUGUCCCAGCUCAUACCGCGGCCCCUCAACGGCCGAAAGCUCUUCCUGGGAGGGAACUUCAUCCAAAAGCUCGUCCGCUCCGACUUCUGGAACUUCUCCAGCCUCGAUCUGAUUCACUUCGGGAACAACCGCAUCAGUUUCAUCCAGGAGGGCGCCUUCUCCAGCCUAGUGAACCUGAGGACCCUCCACCUGAAUGAGAACGAGCUGGACAGGUUGAGCCCUCACAUGUUCCUGGGACUCCAGAACCUGAGGUUCCUUUACUUGGAGAACAACAAGAUCGGUGUGGUAGAUCCCGGCACCUUUGACUCCAUGCCGUCCCUUGAGUUGCUGUUUCUCAACUACAACGCUUUGCGGAGCCUCCCUGUCGGUGUAUUCUAUGGAGUCAAGCUGUCUCGUCUCAACCUGAGAAACAACGUCUUCCAGCAUCUGCCGGUGGAGGGUGUGCUGGAACACCUCAGAGGACUGGUGCAGGUUGGUGGAAAUCCAUAUUUUACUUAUUAUAACCAUUGAUUACUACAG